Molecule: messenger RNA, 5845 nt
Organism: Mercenaria mercenaria
Lineage: Eukaryota; Metazoa; Mollusca; Bivalvia; Venerida; Veneridae
Exons: 4
Coding region: 64-1023 (319 amino acids)
Source: RefSeq, a predicted model, not a curated record
GGCCAUAUAGCCAAUUUAUGUUUAGGAGUAUUCGUUAUUGUUAUCGUUCUUGGUACAGCAACAAUGCCGGUGAUUUUACCAGCAUCACCCACUCGUGAGAAGGUAGUGCCUGAGGAUGGAUCAUCAGCCAAUGCAGACAAUGUAAAAACAAAGACAAAACCAUCAGGAGAGGAAUUUAAAAAGAAGCAAGACAAUACACUAACCCAACCUGUUCUUGAUAAUUUGAAUGCACAAAUGCAAUAUGUUGGAGCCCUUAUGAUCAAUGGUGUGAUAGGAGGGACAGUCUUCAGAGUUGGGACACGUUACGUGAUGACAGCUUCCCAUGUUAUACGCCCAGUAGUAUAUGAUGGCGUGUCAAAAGUUUUAGAUUUACAGCGUCUUCGAAGUGAGCAUAUUUAUGUUAACUUCAAUGAAGCCAUAGGGAUUUUGCCACGUGUUGUUUGUUACUUAAACUGUUGCUUUUACCAUGAGGAAUUAGAUGUAGCUGUUUUAGAAUUAAGCAAUUUAAGUGGUUUGCCUGGAAAAAUGCUCCUGUGUAAGGGUGAUACCAAUCUUGAAAUUGAAAAUGUGUCUGUUAUAGGGUAUGGUAAUCCAAAACAACAGUUCAAGAAGCAUUUGGACCCGUUAUGUGAAGUUGUGCCUCAGCAUGGUAGAGAGAUUAGGUUAGCUCAUAGAUAUCUGAGAAAAAACAAAAAAAAGAUGAAAAAGAUGUUAUCAAAUCCCAAAACAGUAGAUGAUGGUUAUCAAGGUUAUGAUGACGAGAAAAACAUAAUCUUUCACGGGUUCUUGGAGCACGGUGCCUCUGGGGGACCAUUGUUAGUUUGCAAUGAUCCUCACUCUGUGAAAGUUAUAGGAGUCUUGACACAUGGAAUUCCAGAAUGCUUCUAUAAUCUUCCAGAUAAUGAGCAAAACAAAUUUCCAAAAAAUUUUAGAUUUCACUUGGCUUGUAGGAUGCCAAUGAUUUAUAAUGCAAUUUAUGCUGAAAAUGAAGCACUGGCCAAAGAUUUGUUUGGGGGACACUGAGACAGCAUUUUGUUUCUCAUGGAAAAAAGUAAAUUUAAUAUGACAGAAAUAUGUACUCUUGUUAGAAGUCAAAAUUAAAUUGGUACUUAUUUGUCAAAAAAAAGUAUGCGUGGUAGAUGACUUUCAGCGUGAAUUAGAAUCUGUUCAGGGCAUGCAUAGAAUACAUAUCAGUUGCAAAUAUCCAGCACCUGAUUGGUUGAUCUGACAUUUAAAAUUAGCCAAUGGCAAGGUUGCAUUCCGAGACUGGUCUCCAAAUCUUAGUUGAGAAUAGAGAAUAUUAUUAUGUCUCCCCCACCCCUCUGGGGGAGACAUAUUGUUUUUGCUCUGUCCGUCCGUCCGUACGUCACACUUCAUUUCUGAUCAAUAACUGGAGAACCAUUUGACCUAGAACCUUCAAACUUAAUAGGGUGGCAGGACUUAUGGAGUAGAUGACCCCUAUUGAUUUUGGGGUCACUCUAUUAAAUGUCAAGGUCACAGGGGCCUGAACAUGAAAAACCAUUUCCGAUCAAUAACUUGAGAACCAGUUGACCAAGAAUGUGGAAACUUCAUAGGAUGAUUGGACAUGCAGAGUAAGAUGACCCCUAUUGAUUUUGGGGUCACUCAGAUAAUGUUCAAGGUCACAGGGGUCUGAACAUGGAAAACCAUUUUCGGUCAGUAACUUGAGAACCACUUGACCCAGAAUGUUGAAACUUCAAGGUCACCCCCCCCCCCCCACCCCCACUAGGGGAGACGUAUUGUUUUUGCCCUGUCCGUCCGUCACACUUCAUUUCCGAUCAAUAACUGGAGAACCAUUUGACCUAGAAUCUUCAAACUUCAUAGGAUGGCAGGGCUUGUGGAGUAGACAACCCCUAUUGAUUUUGGGGUCACUUGAACCACUUGAUUCAGAAUGUUGAAACUUCAUAGGAUGAUUGGUCAUGCAGAGGAGAUGACCCUUAUUGAUUUUAGGGUCACUCUGUUGAAGGUCAAGGUCACAUGGGCCUGACCAUGGAAAACCAUUUCCAGUUAGUAACUUGAGAACCACUUGACCCAGAAUGUUGAAACUUCAUAGGAUGAUUGGACAUGCAGAGUAGAUGACCCCUAUUGAUUUUGGGUCACUCUAUUUAAUGUCAAGGUUGCAGCAGAUAGAAAAUGAGAAUCCAUUUCCGGUUGAUAACUUGAGAAGCAUUUGACCUAGAACCUUCAAACUUCAUAGGGUGAUAGGAAUUACAGGGUAGGUGACCCCUAUUGUUUUUGGGAUCGCUCUAUCAAAGGUCAAGGUCACAGGGGGCUGACCAUAGAAAACUCUUUCCAAUCAGUAAUUUGAGAACCACUUGACCCAGAAUGGUGAAACUUAAUGGGAUGAUUGGACAUGCAGAGUAGAUGACCGUUAAUGACUUUGGGGUCACUUGAUCAAAGGUCAAGGUCACAGGGGCCUGAACAUGGAAAAUCAUAUCCAAUUCAUAACUUGAGAACCUCUAAUCCCAGAAUAUUGAAACUUAGUUGGAUGAUUGGACAUGCCAAGUAGAUAAUCCCUAUUGCAGCCAACCAUCAGUGUCUCUUUGACUUUCGCUCCUGUUCCCUAUUGACUUCUUGCAUGUACGACUAUGCAUUGGGGGAGACAUGCACCUCUGUCUUUGGUGCAUUGGAUAACAGUCAUUAUGCAUGAUAAAUCUUUAAUGUCAUUUUUCUAAUCUUUAAGUCAUUCAUUGAAAAAGGUUGCAGUUAAUUUUGGUUUGCUUUCAAUAAUUUACAUCUGAUACAGAGUAUGCAUUUGAGGCAAGUUGACUGUAGAAUUAAAAGGAGCAUUUUUAAAGGUAGGCCCAUAUUUCUAGUCCCACAAAUAUGAGCAUAAUCAAAUGCUAAUUGUUUUGUUUGUACUAAAGCAUUAUGUUACUAAUGUUCUUAUUAAAUUUAUAUUAUACAAGAUAUUUUAUUUAAUGUACUUAAGUUUGAAAUGUUUGCAUUAAUCUGGUUAAAAAACAUUUUGUUACUUGCAAAAUACAACAUGUUGUCAAAAAUUUAAUGAUUAUAAAAAUCUAAAGUGUACCAGGAUUUGAAGGGUUUAACAUGUGUCAGUGUUAUUAAGAUGGUAAUUGGUGCUUGUGUCACACGAUAUUAUGGAGAAAUGGUUGUGAAGGAGAGCUCUUGAUCUUUAUGUUACCAGUAAUGUUUCUUUAUGUAACAGGGUGAAUCCAUAUUUUUUCAGUUAGAUAACUUUCAGAUUGAUGUCUGGGGUAACACAUACUGAGUUAAAGCAUAUCACAUGUGUAGCAGCUCAGUAGGUAGAGCGUUGGUCUACGGAUCGCGGGGUCGUGAGUUCGAUCCUCGGGCGGGGCGUAUGUUCUCCGUGACUAUUUGAUAAACGACAUUGUGUCUGAAAUCAUUAGUCCUCCACCUCUGAUGAUUCAUGUGGGGAAGUUGGCAGUUACUUGCGAAGAACAGGUUUGUACUGGUUCAGAAUCCAGGAACACUGGUUAGGUUAACUGCCCGCCGUUACAUGACUGAAAUACUGUUGAAAAACGGCGUUAAACCCAAAAACAAAACAAACAAACAAAACAAACAUGUGUAGCAAGACAAUUUAUUAACAAAAUGUAAUACUGCAUUAGGUAGCACCUGCCUAUACUUAUGUAGAAGAUAAGGUAUUUUGUUGUCUACUAUCAAAUGGCAGAUUGAUUUCUAAGCACAUGGUUUGUAUAGUACAAAUUUGAAAAAUGGGUUUCAAGAUUACAAGAGAGUGUGUAAACUUUGAAUACAUUGUUAAACAUUUUUUAAGGUGCUCUAUUUUAUAAUGGAUUAGUAAUGGAUCUGUUCAGAACUUUUAUAUUUGAUCAUUUACACUCAUUUGUAUUCACAGUAUGCUUAUACAUGCUAGACUUUCACUUGAGGUAUUAUAAUUUUUUAUGGUUUUCUAUCCUUAUUGUCCUUAGUAUAAAUUUUGAUCUCGCCCACCUAGCUUAUCGUGAGUUUUAUCCUAGGCCUAUGUUUUCCUUGACAGUUUGAUAGAAAACAUCACAUCUGUGAAAUCAUUCAGGGGCCUCCCUGGCUGAGUGUUUAAGGGCGCUAACAUUAAAUCACUUGUCCCUCACCAAUGUUGGUUCGAGCCACACUUGGGGCAUUGAAUUCAUCAUGUGGAGAAGCCAUCUAGCUUCCUUACAGUUCUACCCAGGUGCCUGUCCAUGAUGAAUAAUGCACAGAAGGGUCCCUGGGGUCUUCCUCCACCAUCAAAGCUAGGAAGCCAACAUUUUACCUAUAAUUAGGUCACUGUGACUUUAAACCCAACCUUUAAAAGACUUAUUACAGAAAUCAUUUAUCCUCUAUCUCUGAUUCAUGAGGGUGAGUUGAUUGUUACUUGUUGAGAACGGGUUAGUACUGGUACCGAUCCAUGAACACUGGUAGGGCUAGGUAACUGAAAUACUGUUGAAAAACUGCUAAAUGCAAAUACAAGCAAAAACGAAAACUUGUUUUUUUGGUGCAUGUUGAUGCUGUUAGAUGGAAAUGUAAAACUAGAAACUACAUUGAAGUCAAAAGAAAAACAUUCUUUUAAGCAAUUUUAAUAUUAAAGGGAGAUAAUUGAAAAAGUUUAUAAUAAGAUGAAAAAGCAUACAUUUGUAAUAGGGGUCUUAUUCCACUUGGCAGAAUUUUCUUAUAUGAAUCUCAUAAUGUUAGAAAAGUGAAAAAUGUCAUGAAAUGUUGCUUAAAUUAGACUGACCACCUGCUGACACAUAUAUAUAGUGUAAAUUUGGUUGGAUUUUAUUGUCAAAAUAGUUUGUCCCCAUGAUAUUAAACAUGUCAGUUAUGCAGUCACAGAUAUACACUUCUGUUUAAAACUCUUCAAACAUGGAUAUUUGGCAAUAAAUAGGCCUUGAAAUAAAUUAUUUACUGUAUAUAGCAAUACUGAUAAAAGUGUAGUGAUUGUUAAAAAUACUUAUCUUGUAUUAAAGAUGAGCAUAAUUUUAUUAUGUAAAUAUAUUUCUAUAGUGUGAUCUAGUCAGAAAUUCCUUGUCAUGUGCCAUAUUUGGUGGCAGAUCUUUAAGUCUUCUUAAAAUGUUUGUGAUGGUUGAAAGGAUAACUCGGUUACUUUUCUUGAUGAUACACUAACCAUGUAAAUAAAGAAACCUGUAAAUUUAACAAUUUGUUUUAACUUGGAUAUGUUAAGUAAAUCCUACCCACCUAUAACACUUUAUGUUGACUAUGUAUUAUUAUUUGUAUUAGGUUUCUCUUCUUAUUGUUUAAAUAGACUUUAUCUUGUAUUACAUUUAAUAUCAUGCAUUUUAUUACUUUUUCUUUUCUUUUUUUUUCAAAUAGAGCUUUUUUAAAUUUUAUAUUACAUGUAUUAUUAUUUAUUGUAUUAUUUUUCUUUUCUUGUUGUUUGGAUAGAGAUUUUUUUGUAUUGUAUAUAUUACAUGACAUUGUAUUACUAUUGCCUCAUUGUACAGAAUACCGGUAUGAUAUAACUUUCAUCUUACAAAAGCUCAUUACAGAAUUGCUGAUACCACUGAUCAGAAACUAUCACAAUGACAUCUAAAUUGAAACUUGUUCUCAUCCACUAACUGACAAUUGCUUGGCACUUUUAGGUUUUAAAGUUCUGGGAUGAUUGCAUGUAGUCAUUAUAUGAGAAUGAAGUAAUUGUUUGGUCAGUAUAACAAACAUCAGGGUUUACAGAAAUGGUCAAAUGGAAUAUGUUUUCUGAUCAGACACCAGAUUGUUUGGUUGGUGGUCAAUGAUAAAGGUCAAAUAACCUUUUGAGUAAAACCACCUUAUCAUCACAAAGGGGGGGUCGCAGUUAGGUGUCUGCGCAAAAUGUUUUUUGAUUUUCUUUAUAUUUUAUGACAAUACACCUACA